This is a messenger RNA of Acinonyx jubatus (cheetah), 3461 nucleotides long. It is a transcript of the gene ABHD1, whose product is annotated as abhydrolase domain containing 1. The coding region runs from base 125 to 1177 and encodes 350 amino acids. Gene Ontology annotation, molecular function: monoacylglycerol lipase activity; acetylesterase activity. The transcript is spliced from 9 exons. Gene Ontology annotation, biological process: medium-chain fatty acid biosynthetic process; medium-chain fatty acid catabolic process. NCBI's taxonomy places the organism in Eukaryota, Metazoa, Chordata, Mammalia, Carnivora, Felidae. The record is from RefSeq and is a predicted model, not a curated record.
CCCUGCACAGACUGUCCAAUGGCGUGUAAGGGGCGGGGCCCGGCGCACACCUGCCGGCCUCCAGGCCAAGAACGAGGUGCAGGAGCCAGUCAAGAACUGGGAAGUCAGAACCCAACCACCCAAGAUGCUGAGCUCUUCCCAGAGCCCUCAGACUGGCACCUGGACAGAGCCCUUCUCUCUGCUUUUGGGUCUUGGCGCUACCCUCUACUUGGGCUACUACUGGAUAUGUGUGCCCCAGAGGCCUCAACUGGUGACUGGGCCCCGGUUUCUGGCCCUCCUGGAGCAACACUGUCCGAUCACUCUGGAGACUUUCUACCCUACGCUGUGGUGUUUUGAGGGGCGGCUACAAACCAUCUUUCGAGUCUUGCUGCAGUCUCGGCCUCCAGUCCCUUACCGGAGCGAAGUCCUCCAAACCCCAGAUGGAGGACAGCUCCUGCUAGACUGGGCUGGCCAGCACAACAGCAGUCAAUAUCCUGACCCCACCACCCAGCCCAUUGUAUUACUGCUUCCUGGUAUCACAGGCAGUAGCCAGGACUCCUAUAUCUCACAACUAGUCAACCAAGCUCUGAGGGAUGGUUAUAGAGCUGUUGUAUUUAACAACCGAGGCUGCCGUGGGGAAGGACUGCUGACUCACAGAGCCUUUUGUGCCAGCAACACUGAAGAUCUGGAGACAGUCGUGAGCCACAUAAAGCACCGCUACUCCCAAGCUCCACUGCUGGCUGUGGGCAUCUCUCUUGGAGGGAUAUUAGUGCUGAACCACCUAGCUCGAACAGGGCAAGAUUCGGGGCUGGUGGCAGCACUGACUCUAUCUGCAUGCUGGGAUUCCUCUGAAACCACCCGCUCCCUGGAGACCCCACUCAACUCACUGCUCUUCAAUCAGCGCCUCACUGCCGAGCUCUGCCACAUUGUGAACCGAAAUAGGAAGGUGAUGGAAAAGGUGGUGAACGUAGACUUUGUGCUACAGGCCCGCACAAUCCGCCAGUUUGAUGAGCGCUACACAGCUGUGGCUUUUGGAUAUCAAGACUGUGUUACCUACUACCAAGCAGCAAGCCCAAGAACCAAGGUAGAUGCCAUCCAGACCCCUGUGCUCUGCCUCAAUGCAGCUGAUGACCCCUUCUCCCCAGUCCACGAAAACACCAGGAUAAGACCCCUGGAGCUGCUUGUGAGGUUGAGUUGAAGCGUUCCUGCCUAAGCGGUGUCGUGUGCUGUUUUUACUCCACUUUCCGAUUCGUGGUAAGUUCUCAGGUGAAAUUCCCGCCAGGGCGCCGGGCUUUCCACCGGGGAGGGCGCAAGCUAGAAAUGCAGCUAGUGUGCAGCCGGAGGUACAGCCCACCCCCAAGACCCCUUAUCCCCGUCGCCCGUGCCGUGACCGGCCCCAGUGGCCCUGAGCUCUCACCACGCCAUUCUUUAUGCCCGUCUUGGCAGCGCCUCCUCCGCCCGCAGCGAUGAGCAGCCCCGCGCUGGGGUCGACCUGAAGCGCGUACAACGGGAACGGGGCCCGGUACAGCUCGGGCGCCCGGCGCCGGCCCAUCCUGCUCGCCGCGCGCUUCACUGUCCGCACCGGGGCACCCGGGACAUGCCACGCCCGGCUUUCGACCACUCGCCCUGCCGCGAUUCAACUUGAUCCCGUCGCCGCCAGGAGGAUUCUCGACUGCUCCCUCGCUCCCUCGGCGUUGGCAAAACUCUUCACCACACUCAGGAAUCCAUAUCUUCGCUCCGAGCGGUCUUAACCCUGUCCGGUGAACGCGCAGUGCGCACGCGCACUUAGCCCUGGGCUCUCCUUGCGCAGGCGCAGGCCCGCCAAUACGCGUCAGCACUAGCGGGCAUCGGGAUGACGCAAGCCCCGCGCCAAGAUUGUGUCCGCCUGGGUCGUGAGUCUCCGUCGUGUUUGCGUGGGGUCAAAGAGGCAGGCUCCCCUUCCAGGGGAUGUGCUUGGUGAUUCUGGGGGAGGAGGGGAGCUAAUAAAGGUUAAAAGAGGCUAAUAAACCUUUACAAAAAGAAAUCCUUGGAUGCUCCUGGCUGUCAGUCCCAGGGCAUGCUUCCCUUGAUCUCUGUGUUGUCAAUUCGAGCCCCACCUUGGGCGUAGAGAUUACUUAAAAAUAAAAUCUUAAAAAAAAAAAAAAAAAUCUUGGAUUAGGGUUGUCCCCAUUUCAGGAGUGAUACCUGAUGUGGAAGUGGGGUGGGGGGGGGGGUGGUCAGAGCGGAUGACCAAGAAAGAAUUCUUGAGACGUCUUUGGUGCAAAAAGGUGGUUUUAUUGAAGCCCAGGACAGGACCCUUGGGCAGAAAGAGCUGCACUGGCGCUGUGAGGGGUGACUGAUGAUACACUUUCAAGUUGAGAGGCGGUUAGGGACAGCGUAAGCCUCCAAGGUAUUUUGGAAGCUAGGUUUCCAGGACCCUGAGGGGGCUAGCUGUUGUUAGGAAAACGUCAUUUAUUACUGGUCAGUAAAACCUCAGUCACAGAUGCUUCAGAUGUAUACCAGUGGGCCAUAUAUGCUUCGAGCAUGAUUGCCAACAUGUAUCUUGAGGGGUAGAGAUAAAGAUUCCAAAGGAAUUUUUAUAUGUUAAAUUAGAUCUACAGGAUCCUAGAGGGGCGGGACAAUGUUAAGCUAAGACUGACUUUUGCCCUUAGCAAAGUGUCAACAUGGAGGCAGUCGAGUUUCCAGAGGUCACUCUGCCUGUCUCAAGGAAUUGUCAGUUGUAAGGAAAUUUAAUUUUUUCUUUUGCCUUUGUUUCCUACACCAAUACACAAGUGCAGCCUUUACCUUUUACCCCAGAGAGGAAGUGAUAUGUCCCAGGUCACACACUUUGGAAAUUUCACAUUUGGGAACUUGAACUGUGUCUCUUGCCUUUUCAUGGAGGCAGCAUGGACUUUAAAGUAAAAUUGGGUUCAAACUCGGAAUCCACUGCUUCCUAGUGUGAGGAAACCACUAUUUACCUUAACAAAUCACCUCAGCUCUGUGGUUGGCAGAUGUGAGAACCGGCCAUGCUUGCAGCUCUGUGACAAGGGAGACGAUUCAUUUUCAGAAAUACCAAAUAAGAGCUGAGCUGUCUAGUUACCAGUAGGCUUACAACCUAUUGGAAAUCUAUAUGAACUCCCCCUCCCCCCAUGGAGCCUCAAACCCUUAGACACUUCACUUCCUGAUUCUUCUAACCCUCUCCGUUUUGCGGGCUUAUUUUCCAAAGGCUUUGCGAGAGCAUGCGCCAAAGAACAAAGGAGGGACUGAAAGUCUCUGCGUCACCUCAGGAAAUGUACAUAUGUUCCAAACAGACUACUUUUUGCCUUACGUGGGCAUAGGCGAAGUCUGGGUAAGGCUGUAACCUCCAUUGUACUCCGCCAAUGAGGAAUCAGGAGGGACUUGCACGCUAGGAAAUAAAUUGUUUGCUGUAACUACACCAGAUGUGCCCGUCCAUCACACACCCGCUCUUGCAAGAAUGUUGAUUAAAUCCUCGCUUCAUUGUG